AUGGCGACGCUCGAGACGCACGGAGAAGAAGCAGCAACGCACGUUGCGGACCCGCAAGAAGGUGACUCAGUUGAUGACGCGCAGACAGCAGUCGAUGUAUCAGAACAGGAACAGCAGCCAAAGCGAUGGAAAGAAGCCCUCGCACGUGCUGUACAGAAGAUUACAGACGAGAGACGAGGCGCUAGUGGAGACAAGACACGCUUGUCUGUUGCGGAUGUCGUACAGGCGGCAGCUGCUUAUGAUCGCCACGGCCACAUUUACAUGGACUUUGCCCAAGACGACGAGAGUUAUGACAUUUCGGGGCUACAGGAACAAGCCAACAAGUACGUGGAGCAGUCGACGCGCUCGACGAGUCGGAGCAGUCGAGCCGACUAUGACGUGCCGGCUAUGACCAUCUGUCUCAUGAUUGUCGGCACUCACGGAGAUGUGCAGCCAUUUGUGGCGAUUGCAAAGAGACUCAUUCUCGAUGGACACCGCGUGCGGCUGGCUACUCAUGUAGCGUAUCGUGACUUGGUCAUGUCGCAUAACGUCGAGUUUUAUCCACUGGCAGGAGACCCGAAAGAGCUCUCGGCCUACAUGGUCAAGACAGGUGGCCAUCUCAUUCCUUUUAACCUGGAAGCACUCCAGAAAGACGUGCCACGGAACAUGCAGAUGAUUGAAGAGAUUCUCUACUCCACUUGGCCUGCAGUGUCUGAAGCGGAUCCCGACGGUGGAGGCCCCGGCAUCCCGGGCGAGCCGUUUCGAGCACAAGCCAUUAUCUCGAACCCUGUCACGUACGGACACAUUCACGUCGCUGAACGACUCGGCGUUCCGCUGCAUAUUAUGUUCCCGCAGCCGUGGGUGCCCACGACAGCGUUUCCGCACCCGUUGUCCAAUUUGCCGUACUCUGGAAAGGCUACAAAGGUAAACUACAUGUCGUACAAGAUGGUUGAUUUACUCAUGUGGCAGGCAACCGAAGGAAUGGUCAAUGCGUUCCGUAGAGAUAAGUUGGAGCUGCGCAAAAUUCGCAAGGGGGAUGGAGGUCGCGACCUUCUACUGGAUCUUGCCAUUCCGCAUGCCUUCAUGUGGAGUCCGCAUAUUGUACCAAAACCAAACGAUUGGGGCAAAAUCUAUGAUGUCAUAGGAACAGUUACGUUGGAAGGACCCAGUUCCACGUACAAACCAUCACCACAACUCGAGGCUUUUCUCGAUCAGGGUGAUGGACCAAUAUUUGUGGGCUUUGGAUCAAUGGUCAUUCAAGACCCAGAGGGUGUGACAAAGAUGAUCAUCGACGCUGCUGCGGAGGUCAAUGUCCGGGUACUGAUUCAAUCAAGCUGGAGCGAUAUGGCAGGGAAUCUCACGAUUCCAGACAAUGUCUUCUUUCUUGGCAGCUGUCCACACGACUGGCUCAUGCCACGCGUAUCAGCAGUAGUGCACCACGGUGGAGCAGGCACUACAGCGGCAGGCCUGCUUGCAGGCAAACCUACUUUUGUCGUUCCGUUUUUCGGAGAUCAGCCUUUUUGGGGCCGAGCCGUCCUGGAUGCUGGUGUUGGCGUGGAGCCUUGUCCAAUUUCCCAACUGACAACGGAAAAACUUUGCACUGCAUUUGCGGCACUAGAGAGUCAGCAGCUUCGUGCGCGCGCAAAAGUACUGCAGGAGCUUAUGCGCCAUGAGGAUGGCGCAGGUGAAGCUGUGAGGUGUUUCUACCGAAACUUGCCUCUGCAUCACAUGCGAUGUGACUUGGACUGCGGACGAGCUGCAACGACGUGGAGCCAAAAAGAAAAAAUCCGAUUGUGUGAUGAGUGUCGAUAUGUCGUGACUUCUCGUUCUGAAAAUCUGCCGACGGAUAUCGUAGAGUACACCUUUGUCGACUACUCGCCACGCGGCCCAGAAAAUGUUCUUGAGGGUGCUUCUGCUGGCGUGGGUGCGUUUGCCCACGUGUUCGGAUCGGGUAUAAAAGAUGUGAUUGUCAAGCCAGCGCAAGGUUACCGGGAGGAGGGGGCAAAGGGCGCUGUGAUUGGACUCGUAAAAGGAUUGGGUGGACUGAUCAUCAGCCCAUUGGUAGGCACGGUAGUGUUUGCUGAUCACUUUGCGACCGGGGCGUACAACAAUGUUCGAGGGGAUGACGACAGGAAGGGUUUACUUAUUGCGGACAACAAAAAGCUGCUUCACGCUUUGGGUAUUAAGACUCAUAACAAUGUUUACAAUGGGUCGAUGUGUGCCGAUGAAAAAGUUGAUCCGAAUAAUCAACUAUCUGCGCAAAUCGCGGUUCAGCUUACAACAGAAGAAAAGAGCGAGAUAGAGGGACGGUUCAUGGCGCUUGUAGAGGAGCGCGAAUUACACAGGCUAGAAUUGCUUGAUGUUUCUAAGAGCACGCCACUGAUCUCAGCGGAUUAUUCUGCGAACGUGGGCGGAGCCACUUAUAGUGGUAGUACUUCAUUUGAAAUCUCAUUUAACGAUGGCGAAAAGCUUGGCGAAGCGCUUCACGAGGCUGAAGUUUGGGAGUUAGCAGCUGAGGCACACAGAGAAGAAACGAUGCAGAAAGAACGUUUGGAGAGUCUGUUCAGCAACCAGAUGCCAAAAAUGAACAUCUGCAUGAUGACAACAGGUAGCUGGGAAGAGAGUGUUCAACAGUAUGUCGCUAUUGGAAUGCGGCUAAAAGCAGAUGGUCACUGUGUGCGCAUCGCGACUACUAGCGGCUACCGAAGUCGCAUAGCUAGUGCUGGUCUCAACUUCUAUCCUCUAGGUGGAAGCGCUAUCACAACUGGAAAUUUUCUGCAGUACCUGUACCAGCGGACCCUGAGUGAGCCUCGUCACAAGUCUCGAUUGCUCAACCUAGCUCACGCGAAGCUCAGCCACUGGCGGGAGCCGUUCCCGGAAGUGAAUGACUUACGGGAUCUCGUGUUCUCGCUUUGGCCGGCGUGUGUGGAUGUAGACCCACUAGAGCCUGGAAAGGCUUUUCGAGCUGAUGCCAUUAUUGCACAUCCGUAUCUGCUUGGGCAGACCAUUGUGGCUGAGCGUCUCGGUGUGCCUCUGCAUUGCAUGAGCUACAACCCGCAAUCUCGCACUCAGGCCUUUCCUCAUCUGAUCAGCUCCAACAUGAGGCUAUACAGACCGUAUCGUUACUCACCUACGAACGCAGCAUCAUAUGAUGUGGUCGACCAUCUGUUGUGGGACAGUUCGCGAGAUGUGCUGGACGAAUUUCGGUAUUUUUUGGGAUUCACGGAUAGAAGUAUUGCGAAUAAUUUACUUGCUGAAUGGCGCAUCCCGCACACAUACCUUUGGGACUCAAUGCUUCUGCCGAAGCCUCACGAUUGGGGAAGUGAAAUUGCAAUCACAGGUUAUGUAGAGUUUACAGAGAGUAAUCCUGACGACACCGGCCUUGAUGAAAUUGAGCAAGAGCUGAAGUCAUUUGCUGAGAACGGCCCUGAUAUGCCGCUUCUCUACUUUGGCUUCCAGUGUGGCGAUUGGGACCCACGACGCGUACAAGAUCUGGUUGGCACUCUCCACAAGGCAGCCCAAAAGGCCAAUGUGCGACUGAUAUUCCAGGGGUACGAAAACAGCAAUGAUGAUGCUGCAUUCUUUGUGGGUGGCACAGACACAGUGUUUGAGAUUGACCAGCACUUUCCAGUAAAACGCAUCCUUCCACACGUGCAUGCUGCAAUGCACUGGGGGGACCUUUCCAUUACGUCUACGUGUUUGUCUGCAGGAAAACCUGCAUGCGUGGUCCUGCGUAACAUCACUCAGAGAAUGUGGGGUCAGGCGUUAGUCCUAGCAGGAGCGGGUGUCGAACCGUUGGAGCUAGAUGCAUUGACGCCUUCCAAUCUUGUCCAUGUGUUUCACGUACUCUUGGAUCCCAAGUUUACACACUGCGCCACGCGACUUGCCCCGAGGUUCGUACCAACAGAUGCAAUCGAGGCUGCUGUAUCAGCCUUUUACAGUAAUUUGCCACUGAAAGGCAUGACGUGCGACCUGGAUCCGACGCGUAUUGCUCGUGUUUAUGAUCCGGUGCAUCAAAUGAAGCUAUCUUACGAGGCGCGGCUAGUUGUACACCAGAUUACGAAAGACGAAGGUAGUGCGGGGGAGUUGAAGUACAAACCGCUUGAGUACUCGCAACACCACCCGCCACGGUUCUCGUUACGAGAAUUGGAACUACUUCAUUCUGCUUCAUCCGGCAACCUCAAGAAACAGCCCCAAACCAAGAUUUUAUACACGUACGAUCCUGCGAGUGCAGAGCUCGCAGCAAGAGUGGAUCACGAGCGAGCGUCACUGACCUCGUGUUCACACUUAAAAGAGUCGUCACUGCCCAAGUAUUGUGGUAACUUGCCGCACAAGAAGCGCUUUCAGUUACCCCGUGCCCAGUCCAUGGCAUUAAACGUGGUAGAAAUGCCAAAGUUAUGGAAUUCGCCAGAAGAGCAGGCGAAGAGGACGCUCGAGAUCAACGCUAAGUAUGAAAAUUUUAUUAUGACGCGAAACUUUGCUACUCGUGCCUCGUCAUCGUCAACGUCUACAGCCGUGCCAUAA
Molecule: messenger RNA, 4503 nt
Organism: Peronospora matthiolae
Lineage: Eukaryota; Oomycota; Peronosporomycetes; Peronosporales; Peronosporaceae
Source: the annotation of a GenBank genome assembly